This is a messenger RNA of Sphaeramia orbicularis (orbiculate cardinalfish), 9062 nucleotides long. RefSeq names its product Rho GTPase activating protein 35a (gene arhgap35a). Gene Ontology annotation, biological process: regulation of axonogenesis; Rho protein signal transduction; regulation of cell size. Bases 780 to 5462 code for a protein of 1560 amino acids. Gene Ontology annotation, molecular function: GTP binding; GTPase activity; GTPase activator activity. Lineage: Eukaryota; Metazoa; Chordata; Actinopteri; Kurtiformes; Apogonidae. The transcript has 7 exons. Gene Ontology annotation, cellular component: cytosol. The record is from RefSeq and is a predicted model, not a curated record.
UCUCUGUUCUCUGUGAAUAGGAGGGGAGAUGCUGGAUUCGGGAGAAGGUCCGCCAUUAUUGGGAAGCCGAAAAAAAUAGACUUAAACACACCGUCACACAUUUAGCCUGUACGGGGCUUAACAUUAGAAAGGAAAAUUGUACUGUUUCCGUCGAUCUGUUGUCCAGUGAAUGCACCGCGGGUGUUAAUGAAGGCAAACCUCGACAACGCUUUUCUUACGGACUCUUUUAUUUUUGACACAACAAAGGAAAUAAUAAUUGGUCAAAACAACGUGGUGGUGAACCAAGAAGGAAAAACACACUGAAACAGCGCUUUCCAACGCCUCCCCCUUUUCUCCUCGCAAGACAUUUCUAGCCGUGGUGAAAAGCCUGGAGUUUGGACAGCAUUUUUUUUUCUUUUCCUGAGGAGAAUUUACUUGUUUUUUUUCCUCCUUUAGUGAUAAUGCAUCUCGUUUUGGAAAACUUCAGACACAUGAAAAUGAGCACUUAAUGUGUGAAGCGAUAGACAGACAGGCUGUGUACAGAAAAAGUCAUCGAUGUGAGUGUUUGUAGGGAGUGUUUUUUUUUUUUUUUGUCUGUUUUUUAAAGUCUUUCACCGGCUGUGAGUCGCAGAGGACCGGAGAGAGAAAGAAAGGAGUGGACGGAGCUGGAGAGACGGGGGAAUGCUAUGGGCCAGACCCCAGCCCAGUGAGCUCCUGUGCAUGGAAACCCUCCUUCCUUGGCAGGCUCCUCCUCUCCCUAGAGCUUGAGGCCAGCAUGGCAGGAUGAGCCUCUGCCAGCGAUGAUGAUGACCAAAAAGCAAGAUGUCCGGGCACCCACCUACAACCUGGUCGUGGUUGGGCUGUCCGGCACGGAGAAGGAGAAGGGCCAGUGUGGUGUGGGCAAGUCCUGCCUGUGUAACCGAUUUGUCCGGCCAAGUGCAGAUGACUUCUAUCUAGACCACACCUCGGUUCUCAGUACCAGUGACUUUGGAGGGCGGGUGGUGAACAAUGACCACUUCCUGUUCUGGGGAGAGGCGGGCCGAGCGAUGGAGGAGGGGCCAGAGUGCCGUAUGAAUGUGGUGGAGCAGACGGAGUUCAUUGAUGAUCAGACAUUCCAGCCACACCGAAGCACAGCACUGCAACCUUACAUCAAACGGGCAGCAUCUACCAAGUUGGCCUCAGCUGAAAAGUUGAUGUAUUUUUGCACAGAUCAGUUGGGGCUGGAACAGGACUUUGAACAGAAACAAAUGCCCGAAGGCAAGUUGAUGGUGGAUGGCUUCUUACUCUGUGUAGAUGUUAGCAGGGGUAUGAACCGUAGUUUUGAGGACCAGAUGAAGUUUGUCACAAACCUCUACAACCAACUAGCCAAAACAAAGAAGCCUGUGGUCUUAGUUCUCACCAAAUGUGAUGAAGGAGUUGAGCGCUACAUUAAAGACUCGCACACCUUUGCCCUAGCUAAGAAGAAUCUGCAGGUAGUAGAAACAUCAGCACGCUCUAAUGUCAAUGUUGAUCUAGCUUUUCUAACACUGGUUCAGCUCAUAGACAAGAGUAGGGGAAAGCCCAAAAUUAUCCCUUACUUUGAGGCACUGAAACAGCAGAGUCAACAGAUUGCCUCAGCCAAAGACCGCUAUGAGUGGUUGGUCAACCGAAUUGUGAAGAACCACAAUGAGACAUGGCCCAGUGUCAGUCGCCGGAUGCAGUCUGCCCCUGAAUACAAGGAGUAUGUUUUUCUUGAAGGAACAGCUAAAGCCAAGAAGCUCUUCCAGCAGCACGUGCAUAGACUUAAACAAGAGCAUAUAGAGAAGCGUAGGAAGGCUUAUCUUAGCACUCUGCCACAGGCUCUGUCUAUACUGUUGCCAGAGUUGGAUGAGAUAGACCACCUGAGCUGGUCAGGAGUCCAGAAAGUCUUGGAAACAAAGAGAGAUUUCUCUCAGUGGUUUGUGGUGUUAGAUGACACCCCUUGGGAGACCACAUCACAUAUUGAUAACAUGGAAGAUGAUCGAAUCCCUCAAGACCUCUUGGAGACCCCUUCAGCUGAAGCUAUCUAUGAGACCCACCUAGAGCAGCUACGAAAUGAGCGCAAACGGGCUGAGAUGAGAUGGGAUUUCAAGGAGAAGCUAAGUGUCUCUCCAUUCAUUACACCAGGGAAACCCUGGGAGGAGGCCCGAAGCUUCAUAAUGAAUGAAGACUUCUACCAGUGGCUGGAUGAGGCUGAAUAUUUGGAUAUAUACAACAAACACCAGAAGGAAAUCAUUGACAGAGCCAAAGAGGACUUUCAGGAACUACUUCUUGAGUACUCUGAGCUCUUUUAUGAGCUGGAAGUAGAUGCAAAGCCAAGUAAAGAGAAAAUGGGAGCUAUUCAGGAGGUGCUGGGUGAGGAACAAAGGUUUAAAGCUCUGCAGAAGCUGCAAGCAGAAAGGGAUGCUCUAGUUUUGAAACAUAUCCACUUUGUAUACCACCCAACAAAAGAUACAUGUCCCAACAACCCCCAUUGUGUGGACAGUAAGAUAGAGCAGAUACUGGCCUCCAGAUUCCCUACCCGCUACCCAUCAUCAGACAGUUCAAGACUGGAAGGAGGGAGGGCUGAACGGAUAAAUCUUGUCAUUCUAGGGAAGGAUGGGCUAGCCAGAGAAAUGGCAAAUGAAAUAAGGGCAUUGUGCACCAGUGAUGACCGGUACGUGUUAGAUGGCAAAAUGUAUGAGUUAGCUCUUCGUCCCAUUGAGGGCAAUGUACGUUUGCCAGUAAAUUCAUUCCACACACCAACCUUUACACCCCAUGGCUGCCUCUGUUUAUACAACUCAAAGGAAUCCCUCUCUUAUGUUGUAGAAAGUAUAGAAAAACUAAGGGAGUCCACCAUAAGCAGAAGGGAAAGGGAUAACAGUUUAGCCCAGCUCCCUCUGUCCCUCCUACUGGUCACCAAGCGAGGGGUGGGGUCCAUAGGGGAUAUUGGGGGGGAGACAGCCCAGAUUCUUAUCCAACAAGGGCAGCAGGUGGCUGGAAAACUGCAGUGCGCUUAUCUAGACCCUGCCUCCCCUGGCAUGGGCUAUGGACGCAAUGUCAGUGAGAAGCAAAUCAAUCAGAUGCUCAAAGGUCUCUUAGAGUCACGGCGAAGCAUAGGGAGCAGCUCCCCUCCCUUACCCCCUCCCUCCUCGGCCUUCAGAGACUCUCAGUCCCAACCCAGUCUCGAAGCAGACCUGCGCAUUGUCAUGUGCCUGAUGUGUGGAGACACAUUUGACCUAGACCAACUCCUUGCUCCUUUUCUGUUGCCCCAGCAUUGUCGUCCUACUUCCAGCCUCAGUAGUGGUACCUCUGUUCUGCUGGAUCUCAGUGUUGGAGGUCAGAGGCAGAAUAUUGAGUUGUCCCUGCUCUCCUUCCAUUCCUCAUUCUCCCUCCGCAAGACCAGGCUGGUCCAUGGCUACAUUGCAGUCUAUUCUGCUCGCCGCAAGGCUUCUAUGGAGACAUUAUGUGCUUUCCUAUGUGAGGUCCAAGAUAUCAUCCCAGUCCAGUUGCUAGCAGUCGGGGAGAGCCAGAUGGAGCUGUCAGACUCAGAGUCAGCUAAGGAGCAAGUGAAUCAGGGUGAAGAACUGGCCCAUGAAAUAGAGGCCAGGUUCAACACAGUAAUAUGCGGACAUGGUGGAGUAGUAGGGGGGCUUCAUAAGAUAGACCUUUUUCAAUCCUUCCUCAAAGAAGUGGUAGAGAAGCGGACAAUUGUUGAAGCCACACACAUGUAUGACAACGUGGCUGAAGCGUGCACCAAUGAGAGCGUAAGCCCUCGCUGUGGCUCUCCCAGUCCAGUUAACAUUCUUGUUGACUCAGAGGAUGAUAUUGAUCCAUCACCCCCCUACCCUCCCCUGACAGAGGUUGGUAGUCUCAGCUCCCACCUGGGAAGCUUCAAGCUCCCAGAUUUGGAUUCAAGUGAUACCUUCUCUGUCAUUUCUGAGAUCAGCACCUUUGAGAGCAAGCUAAACAAUAAGGUUCCACCACAAGUCAAGCCCAAGCCUGUCCGUAAGGUCAACCUUGGCCCCUACAUGGAUCAGCAGGGUGGCACUAACCGCCGCUCAUUGCCUCAAGCGGUCACCUGGGCACCAGGAAGUGACGGAGGCUAUGACCCCUCAGAUUAUGCAGAGCCUAUGGAUGCUGUGAGCAAACCUCGGCCAACAGAGGAGGAGAAUAUUUACUCUGUGCCUCAUGACAGCACACAGGGUAAGAUUAUCACCAUCCGCAAUGCCAACAAGGGCCAUUCAAAUGGAAGUGCUGGUGGUAAUGGGUCAGACAGUGAGGCCGAUAGCAGUUCUUUAGAGCGAAGGAGAAAGCUCUCAGCCAUCGGGGUGAAACCUAAGCUUUAUAGAGACCGAUCCAAACGGCUUGGCAAGUUCAGUAGCUUCAGGACAAGCUUCUCGAUAGGCAGUGAUGAUGAGAUGGGGGGUCCACCCAAGGCUAGCCAGGAUGAAGGAGGAGCCCAAAAGGACAACUCCAUUGAAGAGAGUGAGGACCCCAAACGCAGAAAUAUCCUCAAGAGCCUGCGCAGAAAUACAAAGAAACCACGACCCAAACCAAGACAUUCCAUUUCAAAACCCAUCGAGAGCAACUACUUUGGCAUGCCACUGUCCACUGUGGUCAGCCCUGAGAGGCCAAUCCCAGUCUUCAUUGAGAAGUGUAUCCGUUUCAUUGAAACAACAGGCUUGAGCACAGAGGGCAUCUACAGGGUCAGUGGGAACAAAGCAGAAAUGGAGAGCAUGCAGCGGCAAUUUGACCAAGACCAUAACCUGGACUUAGUGGAAAAAGACUUCACCAUCAAUACAGUAGCUGGAGCCAUGAAGGCCUUCUUCUCUGAGCUACCUGAGCCUCUGGUGCCCUACAGCAUGCAGGGAGAGCUGGUGGAGGCCUUCAAGAUCAACGAUAGAGAGCAGCGCUUCCAGACGAUGAAGGACGUUCUGCGCCGCUUCCCCAAGGAGAAUUACGAGGUCUUCAAAUAUGUCAUCAGCCACUUGAACAAGGUGAGCCAGAACAACAAGUUGAACCUGAUGACUAGUGAGAACCUGUCCAUCUGUUUCUGGCCCACACUGAUGAGACCGGAUUUCACCACCAUGGAUGCCCUGACCGCCACGCGCACCUACCAGACAAUCAUCGAGAGCUUCAUCCAUCAGUGUGCAUACUUCUUCUAUAAUCAGCCUCUGGCUGACGGCCUCCCUGGCUCACCCACCUCUACACUCAGCUCCAGUGGAGGAACUUCAGCCUAUUCCUGCAUGGCCGGAGGAUAUUCUUCCUCACCAACUCCGUCCCCGACCCCCUACGUCCUCCCUGCCACCCCUCCUGUUAUUCCUCACUAUGGUCCUCCUAUCCACCAUCACCACCACCACCACCAUCAUCAUCAUCAAUCCCCACCACACUCUCCACCUCCUACCCCUCAGUCCCCGAUCCCAGCCCUGUUGCCGCCCUCUCUUCACCCCCAUCACCCCCCGACGGAACAACACACGCUGUGAAACAGGGAUCAAGGGAAAGAGAAGGAAAAAAAAACUACAAUGACAAGAUUUAUGGGAGAAUUGAGGGUUUAGAAAAAGACAUUUUGAAGUUUUGGAAGGAAAAAAGAAGAUAACUGAAAUGAGAACAGAAAGUAGGAAGAGAAUUUGGGAGAUAUUAAGUGAGAUGCAGUAUGUUUAGGGAGAAACCGACAUGAUUGGGAGAAGGAGGCAUUUGAGCCUCUGUCGCUUAUAUAAAAAUGGACGCACGCACAAGACAGAAAAGGGGAACACUGAAGAGACUGGCCAUUUGAUCUUUCUCCCUCCUCGCCACUUUAUCCCUUUGCCUCUCAGUCUCACUUCAUCUAGACCUGCCCUCCUUGCCUUAUAGAGAAUCUACACAAAUACACAAAUGAAGAGUGAGAUUUUGCCAGUAACUGUUAAAAGGACUCAGGGAGGGACUCAUAAGUUUAGCGCAGGGGGAAUGUGAACUCUGUUAUGUUGGAAUUUGUCCACCACACACAAAUAAACACACACUUGACACACACUCAGUGGCCAGUGUGCCUCCAACAACAACCCUCCUCAAUCCCUUAGCCUCUAACUUUGCUGGAAACUUUGGUGGCCGGCACACCUUUUGUGAACAGAACCUGGAGGCUGUGGCUGGGACAAAGUGGAGCAAAGAGUGAUUUCUGUUUGUUUAUUUCACCACUGUACAGAAGACUUAAGGAAAAGACAUGUUACUGCUCACCCAACAGGAUGUUCUGUCCUCUGCGACUCACACAUUCCUAUCUAUCAAUCCCUCACACAGGCAAAACACUCAGUGCAUGCAGACAGUUGAGGCAGUAUGCCAAGCACAGACAAAAAAAAAAAGAAAAAUCUCAACCGACUAGAUCUGCUGGGCAGCAGAUUGGAGCAAAGCAUCAUGGGUCCUCUCACACCCUUGUCAUUCUAGGACCUCCCAGUCUGUUGUUUUCUCUCUCAAUCUAUUUGAACUUCAUCCUUGUAAAAAGUGCAGAACCUGAAAAGUGAAGUUUUGUAAUUGAUCAAAUCCUGAUUCACCUCCAUAUCCCAUUCAGUUCACUGCCCAAAUGUGGUUUUAUGUUCUCUCAUCUACUUUUGAUUCACUUUUACAUUUGAGGAAAUCUUGAAAAAUGAAGAACCUGGCCCGUCAGUCAGCAAACAGCCUUGUGUGUGUGUUUAUGUAAGCCUGUAUCAUGCCUUUUCGUUGUACCUGAAUUUCCCCUGUGUUAGGGAGAUAGUGGGAAUAAUUCCAGUGUUGGACCUUCACUUGUCAUGUUCCUUCUUUCAUGCUGUGGUGGUUUUACAAGAGAGUCGGUGCUGCAGUUUUCGUAGUAAGGACCUUGUUCAAAAGCACUUUCCUGAGCACUUUGAAGGCACAGUUUAAAUUGGAGCUGCCAUGACAUGACAGCCACUGUUCACUUUAUUGUCAGUCAGUCCACCCUACUCUCGAUCUCUCUCUCUCUGGGAGCACACCACUGACAUCUAGAGGAAGAAAGGGGUAUUGCAGCUCACUUCCACUACUGCAUGGGCGUAGCACUAUUUUCCCACUGUGGUUUUUGUAACGUCAGAUUCUCUUAAUGGAUUUAUCUGCAUUGUAUACCAGGAGAAAUGAACUUUCUCCUGAAGAGUGUAAAUAAAAAGAACAACUUACUGUUUUAACUUUGGCACAAAUGAGUUGAGAUUAUAAAGGUCCAGACCAUGUAGCCACUAGGUAUGUGGCCACAUGGGAGAUGAUUAGACAUGCAGUGAAUAAAAUUGCUUCUGUUUCUUUCUGUUGUUAGUUUUUACAUCCCUGUGGACACCAAAUCACUCUGUCUUUCUAAAGGAGUGCAUGCCCGCUUUCCAGUUUUCAUAAUGAAGAAGCUGAGACAUUAGGCCACAAAGUUAAGAACUGAAAGCGGGGCUCAGUUUGACAGGUGGGAGGCUUUUUAUCAUCGGAAAUAAUUGGCAGCCACCAUUUCAGGCCUCACCAUGCUAUCCUCUUAGGGCACAGCAUUAUGCCUCUGGAAAGGAGUCUCAAUCCUGUUCUUGGUGGACUAGAAAUAUAAUUUAACCACUAUAACAGACAACCCCUGCUGUCACUGUUACGCCACCGCAUGCCCUAGUCAUUCCCUGUCCAAGAGACGGUUGGGUUUUGAAGAGACGGCAGAAAGAACAGACAGUCCAUUCAUCCGUCUGCAUGUCUGGAAUGGAGCAUCACAGAAUUCCUCAGCCUAGCCUGCUGUUACCGUAGAAACCAGCAAGAUGGAGCUUGAGGAGAAUUGCUGAGCUCUGAUUGAAGUAGCCUUUAAAAUGUGUAUGCAUUUGUGCACAUACGCGUCUCUCCGUGAGCUCCAGAAAGCAUGUAAACUUCAGCGAAUUAAUGUUGCCAAGUCUCACCAAGGUCACUUCCUGUGUUUGACACUGAAUUGUAUCCCUGCAUGUCUCUCCAGACUGUCCUCUCUGCCCAAAAGGAAAUGAAAAAAAAACCUUUUAACCAAUCACUGAACUCUCAGAAGAGCUUUUAUCAGUCUACACUACCUAUUUACCUUGUGUGUGGGUGUAUGCGUGUGUGAUAGAUGAUAGACUUGGAGUGUGUGUUUGGGUGGGUGGGUGGGUGGGUGUGAGGUAACAUGCUAGCGUGCUGUGCUUGGCAGAUGGCCAGACACCAGCAUGAUCCACACAAACGUGAAGGAGAGGAAUGCAGUUUUCCUUGCAGUCAUUACCCCUGUGUUUAACCCUGUUUGCUCAUCUAGGUUACACACACUGAUCCUCGGAAAAAAGUGUGAAGGGAGACGAGGAGAGUGAGAGUGAGGGAAGACAGACAGCAAACGGGUGAAUGGCAUCAUUAUUUGGGAGAUGGAGGGAGGAAGGAUGGGUGACCACUGGUACUUGUGUGUGAACAGCGACCAGUGGCGUCCCCUGUGUAUAUCAAUGUGUUAAUACUGAACUGACUGUGAGGCAGCCAAAGACUGGGGGAAAAAAGGGUAGAGAGAAAGAUGGGAAGCAAAGUGACAGUUUAGAAGAACAAUUGAAAUUAAAAAUGUGACUUUGGUUCAGCGAUAUGUGGCUGCAAUGAUUUUUUUUUUUUUUUGGGGGGGGGGGGGGGGGGUUGUUUUGUUUUUUUGUUCUUUUUUGCAACAAUGGUGACAGAUGUCUGUUAAGUUAAAAUGAGAAGCAAACAAAAGUAUAUUCAAAUGGUUGUUUAUUGGUAUGUUAGGGGGUCUAACACAUUGCCCUUUAGUCAGUGGUGAUAGAGAAAAACUUUCUUUUUAUGUUUUAUUUUAAUAAUUAAAAAAAUACAAAGCGUUUUUUUAACAAUUUCUUUGUGAACGAUUGAGAGACCAGCCCAGUAUAGUGCAUGAUUUCUUCCCAACCAAGGAAGAGGGCUCCACCACUCUCACUAUUUAAGAGAUAAUAAAAAAAAAAAAAUAUUAAGAAAUAAUGGGAGGAAAGAAAAUAAGAAAAAAAAUAAAUGAAGUACUGUAAACUAAAAAAAACAACAUCAAACAAAAAAAAACUGUCAUUAUUUGCUGAGUAUGGUAAUUUGUCUCAAUGGGAAUGGUGUAUACAGCAAGGCCUUAUGUGAUCUGUAUCAUAGUUAAUAAAUCAAAUCUUGUAAAA